This is a messenger RNA of Pteropus alecto (black flying fox), 1791 nucleotides long. RefSeq names its product chromosome unknown C7orf25 homolog (gene CUNH7orf25). The record is from RefSeq and is a predicted model, not a curated record. The transcript has 2 exons. NCBI's taxonomy places the organism in Eukaryota, Metazoa, Chordata, Mammalia, Chiroptera, Pteropodidae. The coding region runs from base 181 to 1446 and encodes 421 amino acids.
ACGUGAUGCGGGAGGCGCCGGAGGCGGUGGGGCUCGCGCAGGCGGAGCAGCGGCAGCGGCCUGAGUGGGGUGGGGGCUGCUCCGUGAGGUUUCUCGGCGGGUCCCAGCCUAGCGCGCGCACGUGCCCGCUGCUCGCGCUCGCGGUCCUAGUCGCUGCGGGAAAGAAAGAAUGCUGUCAGCAUGUCUGCACACUCCAUGCUCUGUGAACGAAUCGCCAUAGCCAAGGAACUGAUCAAAAGAGCAGAAUCACUUUCUAGAGCAAGAAAGGGUGGCAUUGAAGGUGGCGCAAAGCUAUGCAGCAAAUUGAAGGCUGAAUUAAAAUUCUUACAGAAAGUAGAAGCUGGGAAAGUAGCUAUUAAGGAAUCUCAUUUACAGAGCACUAAUCUAACACACCUAAGAGCCAUAGUGGAAUCAGCAGAAAACCUCGAAGAAGUCGUUAGUGUUCUUCAUGUUUUUGGUUAUACAGAUACCUUGGGAGAAAAGCAGACCCUUGUGGUGGAUGUUGUUGCAAAUGGUGGUCAUACUUGGGUGAAAGCCAUUGGCCGAAAGGCUGAAGCUCUGCAUAAUAUUUGGCUGGGCAGGGGCCAAUAUGGUGACAAAAGCAUCAUUGAGCAAGCUGAAGACUUCCUUCAGGCCAGUCACCAGCAGCCAGUGCAGUAUAACAACCCUCACAUCAUCUUUGCAUUUUACAACAGUGUCUCCAGCCCCAUGGCAGAGAAGCUGAAAGAAAUGGGCAUAUCUGUGAAAGGAGACAUAGUAGCAGUUAACUCUCUGUUAGAUCACUCUGAAGAGCUCCAGCCUAGUGAGAGUGAAUCAGAUGAAGAGGGCCCUGAACUUUUGCAGGUGACCAGAGUAGACCGAGAAAAUAUACUAGCAAGUGUUGCGUUUCCAACAGAAAUUAAGGUUGAUGUGUGCAAAAGAGUAAAUCUGGACAUUACUACUUUAAUCACGUAUGUAUCUGCCCUUAGUUAUGGAGGUUGCCACUUUAUCUUUAAAGAAAAAGUGCUCACAGAACAAGCAGAGCAGGAGAGGAAAGAACAGGUUCUACCACAGCUAGAGGCAUUUAUGAAGGACAAGGAGCUAUUUGCUUGUGAAUCGGCUGUCAAGGAUUUUCAGUCAAUUCUAGAUACUUUAGGAGGACCUGGGGAGAGAGAGAGGGCCACUAUGCUAGUUAAGCGAAUUAAUGUGGUACCAGACCAGCCUUCUGAGCGUGCCUUGAGACUAGUGGCCAGUUCAAAAAUCAAUAGUCGCUCAUUAACAAUUUUCGGGACUGGAGACACCCUCAAAGCCAUCACAAUGACUGCCAAUAGUGGUUUUGUCAGAGCUGCCAACAACCAGGGUGUUAAAUUUAGUGUGUUUAUCCAUCAGCCCAGAGCACUUACUGAGAGCAAAGAGGCUCUAGCCUCCCCCUUACCAAAAGAGUACACAAUUGACACUGAACACUAAUGAUAUCCUUUAAAUACUGUCAUGGAAAUAAGUUAUUUAUACCAAAGGCUGGGUCUUCCCAUCUUAAAUGGAAAAAAGGGUCUAUAGUAAAAAUAACUUAGAACUCAAACCAGUAGAGUUGAUUUGUAUGUCUCAUCUGUAAAGUGUAUUACUUAAAGUAGAAAAAGCACAAAAGACAACCUUAUUUAUCAAAUUCUACAUUAAAACAACAGAAGUACAUCUAUGUAUCACAAUGCUUUUAUUUGAUUCAGUAGGGCUACAACCCCCCUAUUAGUAAUUGCAUUUUAUGGAAUGGAAUAUAGCUACUAUACUGCAUCUUGUAUUAAAUAUCUGGAGAAAACUGAA